This is a messenger RNA of Amoebophrya sp. A25, 2349 nucleotides long. NCBI's taxonomy places the organism in Eukaryota, Dinophyceae, Syndiniales, Amoebophryaceae. The record is from the annotation of a GenBank genome assembly.
CCUGUCCAACGCUGUGCUGUGUUUCACGUCUGAGAAGAGCGCCUGUCAUGAAUAUCGUAUCAUGCUUUCCCCGAUGACCAGAGAGCAAAAUCAACAGACGAGAAUACCAAAAAUAAAAAAGCCAACGUGAUAACACUUCUGUGCUGAGUUGCAGACAUAUCUGUCCCACUUGAGAGCCGACGAUAUUCGUUGUUGAAAAGUAGCAGAGCCUGAGAGAGUAUUCAAAGAUGGUAAAAAAAUAAUUUGUGUUUCAUGAUAUCUCAAUCAUGCUUUCAUCUUGAAAUCGUCACUAUUUUCCCUCUCGCUCUGCACGACGACCUCCAGGAAAUCGCAUAAUCUUUGAGACGAACAAGAAUUAUCCUGCGCAACUGCAUGACUUGUAUUUGAGAAAAUUUCUUGCCCAUUUGAAGUGAUUGAUCUUCAGCUUCAGUGUAAGUCUAUCUUGUUGUCUCUUUAUGCUGUACUAGGUUCAUCAAUUAUGUACUAUUUGUAAGAUGAAGAUCAGCUUUUCAACAACGUGAAAACCAUCUUCUAUGACACAUAAGUACAGCCCUCCCUAUAAUCGCUGUCCAAAAAAUCAAACAAAAUGAGUGACCAACCAGCUUCCUCCGGCAAAAACAAAGGCAACAAGCGUAGUUCUGGAAAGUCGUCAGGUGGGAGUGGAAAAGGUGGCAAGAGCAAAGACUACAACAAGCAUGUGAAUCAACUCCCGGAUUUGCUCGAUGACGUGGACGUUGACCCAACGUUGGAUCAGAGCAAGGUGAUCACAGUAAGCGCCGUAGCCAAGGCUCCAGCGAAGCAGGAACAAAGGCAAAGUGGAAAGGGACAGGGAGGCAAAAUAGCAUCAAACUACGCACUGUCAUCACAGAAUCAAGUAGGCACGGAAGGGAUCACGAAUAUGGAGGUACAACAUGAUCCUGCUAAAGUUUUUUUUGCCGCAAGAUAGAUGAACCACUUCUUUUUAGAUCACUUUUUGAUGUUGUCCACCUUGAAUUACCUUGUUGUAGCUUUUUGCAUCAUCAUGAUCGUCAUCUUCCUCAACAUCAACAUGAUAAUUACAACCUUCCAGGUCCCCGGCAGUCUCGGUCAAGGUUCUGAUCUUACCGAGGAACAAGCCCGUCCGACUUAUUUGCAAAGUGAAGGUUCUUCUGGAACAAGUAUGAUGAAUAAUAUCAGCAACAAGAAGCAAGCCACAUUUGCCGGUUCAUCCGGUUCCGGGAACAUUCCAGAUUCCUACGACGAGCAACAGCAGGGUGACGCCCUUGGAUCGAUGGUAAGCGGUCUUGAGAGCUCGAUGAAUCGUCCUACAGGUGCCGAUGUAUCAGUCCCACGACCUCGUGGAGACGGGUACAGCUUCUUUGGUGGCGCAAAACCACAGAGGAUUGGAGAUGAUGUUGACAACAACACGCCUGGAAGCAACAGCAACCUAAGUGCACGUGGGGUUUAUGAGCUGCAAGGUGAUGGUGCUAUUGAUGAAAAGGGAGCGCAGAUGUCUUCUGGCUAUGUGGCAGGGUCGAGUGGGUCGAGUCCUCAGGUAGGAUACGGUGGAAUGGCGAACACAACCUAUCCAGUGCCGGCUUUGGAUAGCUUUAGUGCUCGCAGUAUGCGGAAAAGUCAGCAAGAACGAGCUUCGCAGGCAAAGAAAGACGAGGAUAAGGGGAGGGGAUGCUGCGGAUGCUUCUAGUAACUUUCCCUUUGUUAUUGUUUGGGAAACCAAGACACCUGAAAGAACCUGAAAGAAUUGAUGCAGCCUUAUUAUGUUUGAUGAAAUUGAAAUUGCAACCUCGUACAGUUGCUGUGGCCCAGAACGUAAUAUAGAUUGGUAAAUGUCGAUGAUACAACAUUUUUUCGUUGUACUUUGUUUUGAUUUUGUGUAGUUGGAGUUCUUCAUCACGUUCAUGUAAAAUGUCAUGGAGGUUGAAUUGAUUAUUCAGAGAUAUGGAAUUUGCUGUUCAUGCUCAUGGUUGACUAUGCAGUUCGUUAUUGACAAAAAUACACGAAUCAGAUAUGUAGAAUAAUUUUAAUUGCUUGAUAGCAGUUUGGACGAUUGAACGCUUACGCUCGCGCUUAGUCAUCUAUUUCGAUUUCCGAUGAUUUAACAUAAUGAUAAUAUUGAAUAAAUAACGCUGAUACAUAAUGAUACCCGAAUACUGCUAAAGGGAAUUUCAUGAAACUGAAAUCACUGAUGCCGCGGUGUUUGACAUACUUUUCGUGCGCAAAAACAACAGGAAUCAUGAUAACAGGUAGUGGCCACACUGCCUGCAAGUCCAAGUCAUGACUUCUCAAUAAUUUAUGAACCUACUAACGCGGUAUGCGACUAUAUCUGAAUCUGGUAUGGUAGUAUUUCGC